This is a messenger RNA of Polychytrium aggregatum, 1944 nucleotides long. Its product is annotated as P-loop containing nucleoside triphosphate hydrolase protein. Gene Ontology annotation, molecular function: ATP hydrolysis activity; ABC-type transporter activity; ATP binding. The transcript is spliced from 6 exons. Bases 1 to 1944 code for a protein of 647 amino acids. The record is from RefSeq and is a predicted model, not a curated record. Lineage: Eukaryota; Fungi; Chytridiomycota; Chytridiomycetes; Polychytriales. Gene Ontology annotation, biological process: transmembrane transport. Gene Ontology annotation, cellular component: membrane.
AUGAAGACUCUGGCGCCAUACAUCUGGCCAUCUCACUCUAUCGUGCUGCAAUCGCUCAUCUUUGCAUGCGUGCUGCUGCUUGUCAUUGGCCGGAUUGUCAACCUGCUGAUCCCCUGGCAGUUCAAGAACGUGCUCGAUGCACUCACCCCUGGAUCCCCAGCCGAGGCGGAGGACAAGCGACCGUAUUUUGCCUGGGCCGCCAUCCUCGCCUUUGUGCUCCUCCGCAGCUUGCAGGGCGGCAUGGGGGUCUUGUCGAUGAUCCAGUACUUCCUCUGGGUCCACGUGGGACAGUACACCACCCGCCACCUCUCUGUAUCGAUGCUUGGGCAUUUGCACCACCUGUCUCUGCAAUUCCACCUCAACCGCAAGACCGGCGAGGUUCUCCGAGUCAUGGACCGAGGCGUGUCCUCGAUUGGCUCGCUGCUCAGCUACAUCCUCUUCAACAUCACCCCUGUCAUCUUUGACAUUGUCUUGACCUCCAUCGCCAUCGCGCUGCAGUUUGAUCUGAUCCUGGGCACCACCCUGGCCAUCACCAUGAUCCUCUAUAUCGCCUGCACCAUUGUGAUAACCGAAUGGAGAACCAAGUUCCGCCGCGAAAUGAUUGAGACAGACAACGCCGCCCGCGCCCGAGCAGUGGACUCUUUGCUGAACUUUGAGACCGUCAAGUAUUACAACAACGAGGCCUGGGAGGUGGCCCGGUUCGAUGAGGCUGUAGAAGCGUCGCAACGCGCCGACUACAAGAGCCAGUCGUCCAUGUACAUCCUCAACGGCACUCAGAACGUCAUCAUCAGCGUUGGUUUGCUCGUCUGCCUCCUCAUUUGUGCCAAACGCAUUGUCGACGGCUCUGCGGUCGUGAGCGACUUUGUCAUGCUCUUCCAGUACAUCACUCAAGUUUAUCUGCCUCUGAAUUGGUUCGGCACCUACUACCGCGCGAUCCAGCAGAACUUUGUCGAUAUGGAGAAAAUGCUCGAUCUGUUCAAAGAGAAUCAGGGCGUCGAAGACUCGGCUGAUGCCCACGACCUCGUGAUGAACGAUGGCGGAACGAUUGUCUUUGACAACGUCGAGUUCUCGUAUGACCCCAAGCAGACGUCACUCAAAGGAAUCUCAUUUGAGGUCCCCAAAGGCAAGCGGAUCGCCUUGGUUGGUGACUCUGGUGGCGGUAAAAGCACGAUCUUCCGGCUGCUGUUCCGUUUCUACGAUAUCCAGUCCGGCAAAAUCACCGUUGAUGGGCAGGACAUUCGAGACUUGACCCAAAAGUCCCUCCGUCGCCACAUCGGCGUCGUGCCUCAGGAUACUGUCCUCUUCAACAACACAGUCCGCUACAACAUCCGCUACGGCAACGUCAAUGCCACGGACGAAGAAGUCGAGGCCGCGGCCAAGGCGGCUCAAAUCCACGACCGCAUCAUGCAGUGGCCUGAUGGCUAUGAGACCAAGGUCGGCGAGCGUGGUUUGAGACUCAGCGGCGGCGAAAAGCAGCGCGUGGCGAUCGCUCGCACGCUUCUCAAGAAUCCCUCGAUCAUUCUCCUCGACGAGGCGACCUCGGCCUUGGACAGCACCACUGAGCAGCUCAUCCAGCGAUCGCUCUCCACCCUCUGCGCCGACCGCACUACCCUCGUGAUUGCCCAUCGCCUGACCACCAUCGUCGACGCCGACCUUAUCUUGGUGCUCAAGGACGGCCGCAUCGUCGAGCGAGGCACUCACGACGAGCUUCUCAAGAGCGGCGAAGAAAUCUCCAAGAUGCGAGAGGCCAAGAUUCUGCCCGCGGGUGUUGAGGGCGGCGUCUACUACAACAUGUGGAUGCGUCAGCUCGACGAAGAGAAUGCUGCCGCCGAAUCCGUGACCGUUCGCCCGCCUCCCCGCCCUUCAAGCACUCGCAAGUCUGUGGCCACCAGUGGUAGCGCCUAUGGAGACCAUGGCCACGGCCACGGUUCUCGGCAUGGCUGA